Symbiodinium pilosum is the source of this 2481-nucleotide messenger RNA. The record is from the annotation of a GenBank genome assembly. Lineage: Eukaryota; Dinophyceae; Suessiales; Symbiodiniaceae.
AUGAUCAACACAGACAAAAAAUCGCUGUUCAGGAAAGCUACAUUUGCGGCAUUGCCGCUGGUAUUAGUGCCAGGUUUAGCCCUGUCAGCCACUACCUAUGAUCGGGCCCGCGUGGUCAGUGCCCAACCCGUUUAUGAAACCGUGUCUUACGAAGUGCCGGUGCAGGAGUGUCGUAUGGAGCAGGUGGCUUACCGUCAUGCGCCGGAACAUCGUGCGUCUGCUACCGGUCCCAUCCUGGGCGCCAUUCUCGGUGGUGCGCUGGGUAACGCAGUGGGCCAUAAGAAGCGCAACAAGCAGGUGGGUACAGUAGUAGGUGCAGUGCUGGGUGGCUCUAUUGGCGCGGACAUCGCUCGUCAGAAUCGCCAUUAUCGUGGUGCGCCUGUGCAGUAUCGAAACGAAGAAGUCUGCGAAACCGUCAGCGAAUACCGCUCUGAACAACAGCUUAGCGGGUAUGACGUACGCUACCGGUCAGCAGUCAUGGACAAUACAAGCAACAAUCGCUCGAAGAGGCGCCGGCAGGUGCUCAAGGGUGUGCUGUUACUGUCUGCGCUGCUGGCUCUGCCUGUGCAUGCGGCAGAACCACGUGAUGGCCUGAGCAGCGUUGAGCAACCCCGUAACGGUUUGAGCAACGGCCAAUCGUUUGCGCCGGCGCCAGGUAUCUCAAUUGAUAAAGCCACUUCGCUGGCGCGCCAGAAAGUCGGCGGACGUGUGUUGUCAGCGACUCCGAAGCAGCGCGGUGGCAACACGAUUUAUCGGGUCCGUAUGCUGGUAGACGGAGAACGCGUGAUCACGGUAACAGUUGAUCAGCAGGGCCGAGUGAAAGGCGAUAUGCGAAUACUGAUUGUUGAAGACGAAGCCAGCUUGCGUGAGCAGCUGGGCAGCCAUCUCAAAGGCGAAGGCUACGCGGUAGACCUCGCCGCUGACGGUGAAGAAGGCCUGUAUUAUGGUCGUGAAUAUGAGUACGACGCGGCAGUCAUCGACCUGGGUUUACCUAAAAUUGAUGGCCUGUCACUGAUUAAAACUUUCCGCAGCGAAGACCGUAGUUUCCCCGUCCUGGUGCUGACCGCGCGUGGUCACUGGCAGGACAAGGUUCAGGGUCUGGAAGCCGGUGCGGAUGACUAUCUGGCCAAGCCGUUUCAGAUGGAAGAGCUCGUGGCGCGGUUGAACGCUCUGAUCCGAAGAACCGCAGGCUACGCUUCGCCCGUGUUAAGCCAGGGUGACCUGCAGUUAGACACGGCUAAAAAAGAAGUGCGGGUCUCUGAGCAGGAGCAGUUACGCCUGGUCAUCUAUUCCCUGAUGGGUUCAGUCGACGAGGUAGAGGGCCGUUUAACCUUCAGCGAAGGGGUUACUGAACCACGGCUCACUCAGCCUGAAAGCGGUCUGUAUGCGAAAGUCAGCAACGAGCUUGGCGAAGUUAUCUGGCGUUCGCCUUCCGCAGUAACCUCUGGGGUAUCGUUUCCCAACAUUGAUGCGGAGCCCGGCGCUUUUGUGUUUACACCCGACAAUGGCGUAACACCACGUUACCACCUCAGCUAUACGGUGAUCUGGGAAAAUGCAGAUACUGAAGAGGUGAUUUUCAGUGCCGCUACGGAUCAGCGCCCCUUUCGUAUUGCCAUCAAUCAAUUCCGACGAAGUUUGGGCAUUGGCCUGGGGGCGGCUACGGCCUUGUUCAUUUUUGCACAGCUGCUGGCGUUACGUUGGGGUCUGUUACCGUUGCGUACCAUGGCGGAGGAAGUUCAACAGCUGGAAGCCGGACAUCGGCAGGCGCUCAGCGCCAACUAUCCUAAAGAACUGGCGGGGCUGGCGCAGAACCUCGAUCGCUUUGUAGAUCAUGAGCAACGUUCUCGCAGCCGCUAUCGGAAUGCGUUAGACGAUCUGGCCCACAGUCUGAAAACGCCGUUGGCUGUGGUGCGCAACAGCUUGCUCGAUACCCAGGUGAAUAAACCGCUGCUGACGGAGCAGCUUGAUCGGAUGGAAACGACGGUCAUGCAUCAGCUUACCAAAGCCUCAGCAAGCGGGCCUGUGGUCGUGGGGCAGAGUGUGGCAAUCGGCGAGAUGGUGGAACGCCUGUUACGCGCCCUGCAAACCGCUUAUCUGGACCGGGGUAUUGCCGUGCAGGUCACCGCUGAUCCUGACGUCAUUGCACGUGGAGAUGAGCGUGAUUUUAUGGAGAUGGUUGGUAAUCUGCUGGAGAACGCAUUCAAAUAUACCCACAGUCAGAUUGCCAUUACUGUUUCAUUGGUGGCGGAUGCAGAACACGGUAAGCGGUGUCAGAUUGUUAUAGAAGACGAUGGCGAAGGCAUUCCAGCGGCCAUGCGCUCAGAAGUCCUGCGCCGUGGCCGUCGCCUGGAUGAAAUUCAGUCGGGUCAGGGUAUCGGCCUGGCGAUGGUGGCGGAACUGGUUGAGUUGUACGCCGGCGAACUGGAAAUAGACAAGAGCGCCUCCGGUGGUGCCAGUGUCAGGCUUUAUUUACCUGUCUGA